Molecule: messenger RNA, 3411 nt
Organism: Kwoniella botswanensis
Lineage: Eukaryota; Fungi; Basidiomycota; Tremellomycetes; Tremellales; Cryptococcaceae
Exons: 2
Coding region: 1-3411 (1136 amino acids)
Source: RefSeq, a predicted model, not a curated record
AUGGCUCCAUCAAUGUUCCAUCGACCCACCAUACUUCCUCAAGAACCUCACCACUCGACUGUAUCGCAUCGGCAAAAGCUGAAAUCAAUUUCAUCCUUCUUCCCGUCAUUCGCCCAUCCAGCUUCAAAUGGGAUAGAUCAGUCUCACGUUAUUCCUUAUCGUCAACCUGAUUCCUUGAGCCAACACACCGCAACCGUUUUCGAAGGACUACCAAAUAUCAAGAACAACAGUAAUAUAUCAUUACCCCCUCGUUCCUCGCAACAUACCAUCUCCCCUGGUCAAUCUUCACCAUGUUUGAAAGUGACUUUACAGCAAACCACAUCGAAUGGUGAUGCAGUGACUUACACAAGUCAUAAUCUUCAACAACAGAUGUCUAAAGAAAUGCCAACAUUAGCUUCCGCGAUACACAUACCAGAUUCGUCCAUCUCUUCAUCCCCAAACCCCCUUUCUUCUUCGAAAGCCAGCGUGGCAGGUAUGAAGCAGAAUCAUCAUGGUGUACAUCCAUUGUAUCAUCUCAAUGCAAGUUCAACAUCUCUCCUUGGAUCGUACGUACAAGUCAAUGAAAUUAUUCAUGUGGUCAAUGUCGAUAUCCCCAGUGAAGGAGGAGUGUGCAAAAGGGAAAGAUCUAAUUCAAGAAGUAGUACUUUGAGUCAAACGACCAAAAGAUUAACUAGGAGAUUGUCUUUGGAUAAUAUCGUUCCCAAAAUUACUUCAAUGGGGAGUUUGAGGAAAAGAGAGAGAAGUGGAAGUAAGAGUAGCAUUUUGGAUAAUAAUGGAGGGGUGGCGGAAGGGAGAAGAUGGUCUUUGUUCAAUUCAUCAAAUGCCAAUCACAAUCAAGAAUCUCAAGGGGCCCAGACCAAGCACGUGAUGGGUGAACAGUCGAUGGGUAGAACCGUGAACAAACAGAGUAUGCCAGUCAGCAGGAAUUGGAGAAAUAAAUUUACAGUCAAGAAUACCUCUGCAACCCGAACAAGUGGCGGCAAGGAGAAUAUCAGUGUUGGUGUAACGAUGGGAAUGGACGAUAGACUGGAAGCUGCCAGACAAGCUAGAGAUAGAUCAAGAGCUGAAUCAGCAGAAUAUAGAGAGAGGUACGAUGAGAGGACGAUCAAGCGGAUUCCUGUGAGAGAUAUGAGGGAGAUGUCGUUCUCUAGUUUUGGGGGUGGGAAUGAAGAUCGCUUAAAGGAGAGAGAAAGUAUGAUUAGUAUGCUUGGUGGGAGUGGUGGAAUGGGAGAAAGGGAUGGGGUUAGUGCUACGAGACUGUCUUUUGUCCUCAGACCUUCCUCUCGAGCCAGUUCUUUCGAUCCCGCCGCCACACCCAAAUCCCCUUCCUCUUCCUCCAUUCCGAUCCCAUUCAUCCCAAAAGGUCCACCACCCCAACAAAGCAGUUUGGUCGAGAGUCAUACAACGACUUCUCUAGCUGCCACUUUCGACUCACCCUCACCACUUCCUAGACCAGUGCAUACCCCCCUUAAUCGAUCUGCUGGACUGCGAAUCCCCUCAGCCACCGCUAAUAAGUCAGCGAUACUUUCACCUGCUCAGGACGAUCGAUCGAUUUUGGAUCCAGCCAGAUCACCUUGUCCCAUACCUGAUAUGUCGCCCCUUCUUCCGUUGAAUACGGGAUUACAAUAUCAGAAUAUGCCACUUCCCCCUCCGCCGGUCCAGGUAAACCAGAAUAUGGCGAUUAACGAUGUCAAGAAGAUGGAAGUGGCGGAGAACGAUCCAAUGGACAUGACAAGUCUUGAUAAGAGCUUGGACGAAAUCAUGAAACCUUCAAUUUCAAGUAUCACUGCAAUUAUCGCGGCUCAACCUAGUCAAACGGGUACUUUCGGCGUAUCUGACUCUAACCAGACAUGGCACACCGCAACUACCUCUCCACCACCUCCUUUACCUACUUCCUCCUCGACACGGACGAUGUACACCCUCCCUCGAUCCAAGUCCAAAUCACAUACUGAUCUAUCUUCUUACUCGUCUACUAAAAAUCUAGUGGAGCAUAUCGAAGCUACUCAAGGACCUGGAUGGUGGUCUACCGAUAAAACGGUUAAUCGAAGGGUAUCGACUAUGACCUUGAGAUAUAAAGCUGAAGAUGAAGAUAGGGAACUGAAGAGGCUAGAGAGAUUGGCUCAAUCGACUACUAUACCCCAUAGACCUAAAUUAAAUGGCAUGACUCCGGAUGAGGAGAUAAUUGAUUCUCCUAGUCUGAGUAGGAUGAGAGAAGAUGAUAAAUUACGGACUAGAUCUUCAAUAGAUUUGAGAUCUUCUUUCCAAUCGACCUCGACUGCAAAUGCAAGUACAGUUAGAUCGUCGAAUGUCUUGGGUAGCGAUACUGUUAGAUCGGGACAUCAUCCUAGACCAUCAUUAAUGGCAGGGUCGAUUUGGUCUAAAGAGCUUCCACCAUCACCUAGAAGAAGUGUUUUAUCCAGACAGAUCGAGCUGGCUAAUGGGGAUACACCAAUGAAGAUCCGACCUGCGCAAAUCCCCUUGCCCCUCAGUGAGCCUAGGAAUAAUACGUUUAUCAGUAAUAGGAUAAGUCCAGGUAUAGCUCGAAGAGCGAGCUUUCUCUCUAAAGACUGUUCGACAACAGAUGGUGAAUCGCCCUCGAGAUCGACUUCGAGGCAGACUACUCGUACGACUUUGUCAGCGAUUUCGACAUCCACUGCUCCUACGUCCGUACCAUCCGAUAAUGAAGAACAAGAGGAGGUAUCAGGUAAAGUGGGAAUGCUUAAAAAGGAGUAUGAAGAGAAGAUUGCCAAUUUACGUUCUAGACAUAUUUUGGAAAUUGAUGCUGUUCUUACUGCUUUGUCGAAUGCCAAGAUAGAGAAUACAUCGCUUAAAGAGGAAGUUACUAGUUUGCGAAAGGUGGUUGAUGAAAUUACGAAAGAAAAAGAGGGAUUGAAAAAGAAGGUCAAAAUACUUUGUAUGAGUUUACAAACCAUCGAAUUGGGUGGCAUCACUUCUACUCAAGCAGGUCAAAGGGAUGAGAGUGGAAUGGGAAGGGGAAUGGGAAUGAAAAGGUCGGAAAGUGUACUCAGUUCAUUAUUACCUGAACUUAUCUCUUCAACGAAUUUGUCAGAUCCAAUCUCACCGUUACCUCUCUCAUCCACCACACAUCGACAGAUGGAUGAUUUUGGUAGGAAGCAGAUGACUUUACAUGAACCGCUGACGAGCGAUUCGAUAGGAAGGGAAGAAAUGAGGAAUAAAGGUAUAAUGGAUUCGUUAAGUAAAACACGAGGGCAAUCGAUUAUGAUUGGUGGUCCUUCGAGAAAUGUCAGUGGUGCGACUAGUGUACAUACGGAUGGAAGUAAUAUCUUAUACGAUGAGGAUGAGGAUGAGGAGAUCGAAAGACACGGAGAAGGAGAAGGUUGGACAUUGAGAUUGAAAGAGUCUGAUGAGAGGUUUUUAGAUGAUUUGUGA